GCUGCAACCGCGCUGGGCUGGGGACGCCACGACCCCGUUGACCCUGCGCCAGCCUCCCAGAGCGCCGGUCCGCCAUGGCCGCAGCGUUUGUGCUUCGGAACCUGUACCGCGCGCGACCCGCGCUUCGCUGUCCGCCCGCGGAGCUGCCAUGGGCCCCGCGGCGGGGGCAUCGGCUCACGCCGGCGGAUGACGAGCUGUAUCAACGGACGCGCAUCUCACUGCUGCAGCGCGAGUCCCCGCUCGCCAUGUACAUCGACAGCUACAGCAGCCGCGGCUUCGUGGUCAACGGGAAUCGCGUGUUUGGACCUUGCGCGCUCCUCCCGCAGUCGGUGGUGCAGUGGAACGUAGGUUCCUAUCAGGACAUCACCGAGGAAAGCUUCUCUCUCUUUUGGAUGCUGGAGCCCCGGAUAGAGAUUGUUGUGGUAGGCACUGGAGACCGGACUGAGCGGCUGCAGCCCCACGUGCUGCGAGCCAUGAGGCAGAGGGGCAUCGCUGUGGAGGUGCAGGACACACCCAAUGCCUGUGCCACUUUCAACUUCCUCUGUCAUGAAGGCCGAGUGACAGGAGCUGCUCUCAUUCCCCCACCUGGAGGGACUGCACUCACAUCUCAGGCCCAAGCUGCAGAAUGAACCACCAGAACUGACUUGUCCAGGAGGGCCUUGUCACCUUCUGCAGAAUACAGGGGUGCCCAAAGCUUUCACUAGCCCCUACCCUUUGGCACUGUAAGACUUGUUUUGCUUGCCAGCAAAUUAAUAAUUUAAGCCACUUGUCUGA
Molecule: messenger RNA, 774 nt
Organism: Dama dama (fallow deer)
Lineage: Eukaryota; Metazoa; Chordata; Mammalia; Artiodactyla; Cervidae
Gene: NDUFAF3
Product: NADH:ubiquinone oxidoreductase complex assembly factor 3
Exons: 5
Coding region: 75-629 (184 amino acids)
Biological process (GO): mitochondrial respiratory chain complex I assembly
Cellular component (GO): mitochondrial inner membrane
Source: RefSeq, a predicted model, not a curated record